AAACUUGCUCUGUUAACUUCGGGCUAGCACUCUUCGUUAUUUCUUCCACUGUGCUAUAUUGUUUCAAAUCAAAUCACAGAAACUUCUCCACAAGUCCAAUGAUAGCUUGCUACCAAGAAAAGAUCUUUUAUUGCUUCUGGAAACCUUGGAUGGCUGAAACUGAAGAGUCUUGUGUACCAAAGGAGGGAGAAAAGGAAGAGGAAGAUGAUGAACCAGCUUUGAAUUACCAACCUCCUGCAGAAAAGACAAUUAAUGAGAUUCUAAAAGCAGAUGAGGAUGAUGACAGUUUAGUAAGGUAUAAGCAGAAAUUGCUUGGUAGUGCUGCUGGUAGUACCAACAUCAUACUCUAUCCUGAUAAUCCAAACAAAGUAAUUCUGCAAAAACUGAUAUUAAAAGUAGAUUCAAGACCAGAUGUAGUUAUUUCACUCAUAGGUGAUCUGAGCAAACUCUGUAAAAAUGCAUUUGUUAUAAAAGAAGGUUGCAAAUAUCGAAUGCAGAUUGAUUUUUAUGUUCAACGAGACAUUGUCUGUGGUUUGAAUUAUUACCAAACUGUCUAUCGUAAAGGUAUCAGAGUUGAUAACUUCAACCACAUGGUGGGGAGCUAUGGUCCUUCUAAAGAUCUCGUAAGUUAUUUGACGCCUAGUGAAGAUGCUCCAUCUGGAUUGAUUAGCCGUGGUACUUACACUGUGCGCAGUAAAUUUGUUGAUGAUGAUGGUAUUGAGUAUCUCAAAUGGGAAUGGGCUUUUGAGAUCACGAAAGAAUGGAAAUAAACUCUAACAAAAAUCACUAAUUUCCAUUUCACAUUAUGCUAUAUAAUUUUUAAGAUCAAAAAAUGGAAUGAUUCAGCUAAAAAUCAUGUAAUUUCAGCUUCUCAAUUUUUUAUUUUUUUUUUUAAUAUUUUUUUAUAAUUUUAUUCUGCUGCAUGAUAGAAAAAGAAGAUAGAAGAAAAAAAAAUUGACAAUUUGCACAAUUUUCUACCCUUCCUCUGCUGUUUCUAAUGAAGUCCACUUUCAAUAUAGAAUUCCUUUCUUUUCUGUGGGUUAACAAUUGGCAGUGUGUAGCCUCCACAAACAUGGACUACCUUGCUGUUCACUUACAGACCAAUCUCUGUCAUUUCAUAUACAAAGAAAAACAAAAUUUAAAACACUUUAUUUUCAUUUCAAUUUCAAAAGCUAUAUUUUUGUGCUUUUUCUCUUUGCUUAAAUGCCAUUCAAAAGAUGCUUUUUGAAUCAUGGUAUGCUGUCCAUUUAUUUAUGCUGAAUGUUAGCUUUUCUCUAUCACUCUUUCUCCCUUCCUCCUUUCUUUAUUGCCCUCCCCCCACCACCUUUCUAUUAUUGUUAAAAAUAUACCUUGAACCAUUUCUUUCUGUUCAGAUAAUGUUAGAUCAUGAAAUUACAGCUCCUUUAUAAUCAUUAUUGGGACAGACCAGUGAAUUUCCUUCUAGAGAUUCUCAUUUUACUAAUCAUGCAAUAACAAAAUUUAUAUUAUUGUAAUAGCUGAAUCCUGUCUCCCUCUCUCUUUCUCUUUUCUUCUCUCUAAACUUUGGCAGUGAUGAUGGUCAGCAUUGUAUCUUUUGUUUUGAUGAAAUAAAGAAAACUAUGAAAAAAAAUCUCAGUAUUUACUAA
Molecule: messenger RNA, 1625 nt
Organism: Octopus bimaculoides (California two-spot octopus)
Lineage: Eukaryota; Metazoa; Mollusca; Cephalopoda; Octopoda; Octopodidae
Product: rho GDP-dissociation inhibitor 1
Biological process (GO): Rho protein signal transduction
Cellular component (GO): cytoplasm; membrane; cytosol
Molecular function (GO): protein binding; Rho GDP-dissociation inhibitor activity
Source: RefSeq, a predicted model, not a curated record